Messenger RNA from Rhopilema esculentum, 4250 nucleotides. RefSeq lists its product as uncharacterized. Gene Ontology annotation, biological process: regulation of transcription by RNA polymerase II; sex differentiation. Lineage: Eukaryota; Metazoa; Cnidaria; Scyphozoa; Rhizostomeae; Rhizostomatidae. The record is from RefSeq and is a predicted model, not a curated record. Gene Ontology annotation, cellular component: nucleus. Gene Ontology annotation, molecular function: DNA-binding transcription factor activity, RNA polymerase II-specific; RNA polymerase II cis-regulatory region sequence-specific DNA binding.
ACCAACCUAAAACAAGACGUAAGCAAUUUUGAUAUGGGGAGUAACUUUCCAAAGAAGUAAUCGACAGAAUGUUUUUAAGAAAGCAGCUUUCUUGAUUAAAUAUUUGCUCUUCAAAUCCUUUACAACUUCUCUCUCGUUUCUCGAAGCCCUGCCAAUAUCAGGGUAUGUUUUUUUCUGGCUACAGAAUGAUAAUUGGACAAGAAUACUUCAAAACAAUUAUUCGUUUACUCCCGAACUCGUUUAUUUGUAACUUGGAGUUAUAUGUAUUGGUACUGAAAUCCUGCAAAACAACAUCUCCUUAAAGAAACUAUAUAAAUACAUGGGUGACCGUAUUUGUAGCUAAUUAUUUUGCAAUCUUUAUCAACUUCAACUAUCACAAAGAGCAUCGGUUUUCUCUCGAAGAGUUCAUAUCAUCACAAAGAGAGAUACUACAAUUCAAGCUGUAAAGCAAGAUAACACUUGGAAACAUAUGCUUGAUUAUUAACUAAGUUAGCGUUAAAAUGCAUGAAAUAUAGAAAAUCUCAUUCACUAACGAGCCUCUUCAUUAGCCUAUCGCAAAAGUUUAACGUUUUCAGGUGCCUUAUAUUUAUAUAUGCUCUUAAAGCACCAUUAACUCCAUGCAAAUGUUGACAUAAUAAUUAGCAAAAGUGCAUGUUCUUUGUAGUUUAAACUAAUUUGCUUUUCUUAUUUUCUCUUUUUUCCUAUUUUGCUCUUUCGGCAAACGUUAUGGUCGCGACCCUCCUUUAUUAACCCUUUAUCUUGCUGUCCUUAAGGGGAAAUGGCAGGCAACAUACAAAAGCUUCAAGAAAGUUUUAGCAUGCUCUUGUUAGAGACCUUUGAAUUUCCGUUAUCGUAAGAAGCUAAUUUUUCGUGGCAUGCUAGGCGGAAAGUGUUUUCAUUCGAUAGUAAAAAGACGCAAAAGAAAGCUUACAAGGACAAACGUGUGAGUUGGUUAAUUCGUCAAAAUCUACCAGCAAUAUAUCAUUGGAUGAUAGGGGAAAUUCCUCAAUUGAAAAUUAGGUUUACCAUAGUAGGGGAUUCUCUGUGGGUGCAUGUAUGACAGGGUUUAGUAUAUGUCGACACGAUCUGAUGGGAGCCAAAUUUUUACAGUUGAAAGAACGGAUACGGAACUCUUUGCAAUUGCUGAGCGAUAAAAAUUUGUUUUGUACAGACUAACAAUUGUACCCUACUUUUUCUUUCCCUUAAAUGCAUAACUGGCCUUGGAACUGGGGCAGAAUUUGCGUUUUCUCUUUCGUUGUUCAUCUCCUGUUAGCUAAAGAUUCCAGUUUGGGGGCGAAUGCAACUUGGACGUUAGGACUUAUGGCCAGCAGUACUCGACUCUGCAUCAUGCCAGACAAGAAAAUUACUGCUGGAUGUGAAUGCUUCCUUCACAACAAGGGUCCUGACCUUACCCAACAACCGCCCUCUUGAAACUAUAACACAACCUCGAAACCCUUACACGGUAGUGUUUUGCUAGUCCUAGGCCCUACGCACCUCAUUCUUUUAAGAUUAUUGGUUGUGGUUAUUAUGAAUUUACAUGUUAAUGGUCGAUGUCAUUUCAGUUUGGCAACAUUUCAUGUGUCAAUCUUUUCUAAAUCCACUACUCUACAGGUGAUAAAAGAGUUACGUAAGUAUAAUCCAGAAAGCAUUUAUACUUUGUGGGUUAUAAGUAGACCUUUACACACCUGCUUUUAUGCGCAUUCAUCUUCUACUAGCUACGCGCAGCCGCGGUUUCAUUUAGCAAUUUAAAACGAGACUGAUCAAAUUUAUAAUCAUUUUAACAAUAAUAAAUUGAUACAAGAUACAAAGGCAGAACUAUUUAAAAACUAGCAGAAUAUUAUUUGUUGAUAGCAAAUAGAAAGCCAAGAACCAUCUUGAGCUACGGAAUCCUAACAAAUCACAAACAUCUUUGAUUUAGCCAUAUUCCGCUCUUUUUAUUGUAAAUUUUAUAGUAUAUAACUUUUUAAUUUUGUAAGUAGUUUUUGCAGGGCCAAUUGUAAAACAUUAUUUUGACUGAAUUUGUACCCUGGGUAAAUAAUUUUAAAAUGAAAUGAAAACAUCUAGAGCUGCUCAAACAAGUCCCAUCUUGCUUCGAACAGUUUUUUCCUUAUGAGGCUAUGACACAACUAGAAUCUUAGCUGUGAAAAACGAUAGCAUCUCUCGCUUUUAAAAUCAGUGUCAAUCACUUGUAGGAUAAAGAUACACAUACUGCGAUUGGCGUUUGCAAGGGGUUGUCACUGUUGCAGUUUUUCAUUCAUGUAUGACGAUCAGUGCUGUUUGAAAAGCCUUGUGUUACCUGAAGAGCUAUAGAAUUACCUGCAAAUUUCGUUAAUACCAAACGUGACUCUGAAGUUGGAAAGGUGGACCCAAACCUUCUCAGUAUCAAACGAUGUCAUCAUACUCAGUGCCUUACCUCGGCUAUGAAAAGCGCCAACCAAGGGAGCCAAAAUGUGCCAGAUGUCGAAAUCAUUCCAUAGUAUCAGUUCUCAAAGGACACAAACGAUUUUGUCCAUUUAAGGACUGCCAAUGCAACGAAUGCAACCUCAUAUCUGAGAGACAACGAAUAAUGGCUGCACAGGUUGCGUUGAGGAGACAGCAAGAUCAGGAAGAGCUUGGCAUGGUGCAGACUUCAGUUAGUCAGCGAGAAGAAACUCCUGCAUCUCGCAAACGGCAUCAUGAAGACACUUAUCCCGUUUAUCAAAAUGAAACAAUGCCCGUACACAUGGACAAAGGGGUGUCAGUUGAGAGCAAGAGGCGUCUGAUUGAAACUAUGAAUGCAUUGGAGAGACCGUAUCCAAUGAAGGGUAAUGGAAUGUCAGUACAUCAUGGAUCGUUCUCACCCUCUGCUAGCUAUGCCAAUGCUGUUCCUGUCAGUGCCAGUAUUGAGCGUCACAUGGCAAAUUCUAAUCUGGCACAAUACCCACACCAUAUGGUUGGAAAGGGACCGAGACAUGAGUUCGUGGGUGAGAAACAGGUUCCCCUUGAUUCAUUGUUUAUAAAAGUACUUCACAAGAUCUUCCCCCACCUGAGCAAUGAUGUCAUCAGUAGGGAGCUUGCAUACUUUGGCAACGACUUGACAAAAACUGUAGAGUUUAUGCUUCGAAAAUACCAAAGUGCACUCGAAGACACUCCAAUAUACACCAAUGAUUCAAAUGCAAACCAUGAGCAUCACUUUGCGAAAGGAGCAUACAUGCACGCCCCAGAGAGUCCAAGGGCCUAUUCAAGAGAAUCAUCACCUUCUAGUGGUAUAUCAGGCUACUCUCCAGGUCCUUCGCAGCACUAUACUCCAGUUGUUUACCCUAGCGAUGCUAAGUACGAGCAAUCAUUGAAGCAGUAUCAUGGAGAGGGUAGGGACAGCCAUUAUCAAAGUGAGACAGAACAUAGAUUCGAUCGCCGAAGUCGUGGCGAAGAUGUAAGAGAUGACAAUGUACAUAAUCACAAUGCACAGUAUAAGAAUGGGGUUCUGAGUUACGAAGAUGCAUUGCAGAUAUCAGCUAUCAAGAACCGAGAAAGCAGCAAAAGCCUGCGUUUGCCGCCUGCAAGGAACGGCCAGGCUCACGUUGAUGUGAAUGGAGACCACGUAGAGCGGGAAUACCAGGACCAUUCGGUGUCGACGUCAAAUGGUACUGCAGCUAAUAAUUUAGAAAAGGAAUUAUAGAUUAUCGUGGGCGUAGGUCUUACAUUCAUGGAAUGCCGUACAUCUUCAGUUUGUACCAACACAGACUUGCAACAUGGUGAAUAACAGCGUGGACUGAAUGUAGACCUGAUAAGAAAAAUUUUAAACACUGUCGAUUGGUAUCUUACAAUUAUAAAAGGUGUGCCAUCACAGCUCUAUCGUUCAAAAACAAUCACCGAUUUGUCGUUCUUAAUUUCAAUAUCAGAAACAUCUUUUCUUAUUUUAUUCCUUAAACAAACUAUUCUCUAAAUGCCAGACAAGAAUAUAUGAAACAUUCCUGGCCAAGGCAAAUCGGUAAUAUUUUUGACUUAAAUAAAACAUUUUUUGGUAAGGUCAAUCGGCAAUAUGAAAAUAUGUCGGGUUGCAUAUUUAACAUGCAAGCUAGACGAUGCCUGAACUGAAGAAUGUUUAAAUAUUUCUUUCUUCAAAUUUGAACAUAUUUUGACAGAUUGAUGUUUUAUAACGCUUUGUAAUAUGAGCUGCACAAUAUCACUUCGUUUUUAAACAGCAAGACGUAUGUAUCAUGUAAAUAGAAAAUAAUGGGUAUUUUUUAAUAGUUGUCUCUUUUGAUGUA